CAACCAAAAGGUGCCGCUGCGCUGUGUGCUGGCGCCAUGGCAGGUGGAUAUCCCGGCAAUCCGCAGGUGGAGGAACUCCAAAGGCGUCGUGAGAAGUUGCGACAGGAAAUCAAGGAGGUCGAGGCACGAAUUGCACAGGAAGAGGCUCUCUUGCAACAGUCUGGACAAGAGAAGCUUCUGCACCAUCGUCCCAGUUACUCUUUGCUGAAGGGUGGUGAGGAGGCGAUUCCAUCCACCUUCGUGCGGCAGGUGAGCCCGCAAGACUUUGAUGAGGUGUUGAGGAAUUUUCCACUGCUGGAUGUUGGGCCAAUUGGAUCCUUCAAUCACUGGGACAGACGUGAGUGUGCGGUACAGAACAAGGAUGCCUGGAAGGCCGUGUCUGAGAAAUAUCAGAAGGAGGUGCUGAAGGGCAAUGCCCAGAUUCCCAAGGUCAUCCACCAAAUUUGGAUCGGCCCCAAGGAGCCACCAUGCCUGUGGAUUGAUACCUUUCGCGUGGAGUAUCUGGCGGCGAAUCCUGGCUGGGGCUUUCACCUAUGGAGUGAUGAAGAGGUAGCCAAGCUGCCAAUGAUCAACGAAGAGAUCUACAACAAGGAGAAGAUGUGGCAGUGCAAAGCGGAUAUCCUCCGACUUGAAUUCUUGUGGCACCAUGGGGGCCUCUAUGUGGACGCUGACAUGAUCUCAGUGGAAACGAAACCUUUGGACAAGAUUUUGGAGCUCGGCAAAGAAACCGGAUGGGUCAUUGCCUAUGAGCCAGACACCAAGGACAAACCCUACUCCAUCUUGGGAAACUCCGUGAUUGCAUGCACUCCGCACCAUCCACUGACCUUGAUGUUGAUUCUCUACUUGAAGCAAACCUUCGACCACAAGCGGAAUCACAUUGAUGUUUUUGCAGUGACUGGGCCGGUGAUGUACACGAAAUGCCUAGUGGACAGUGGCAUGCCCAUUUCCAUCGCGCCACAAGAAUGGCUCUACCCUGCCUUUCACUAUGUGCCGAACCCGGAUGCAAUUAACUUUGGAGCCUUCCCCAAGUGCUUGAUGUUUCAGUUUGGCUACACCUGCUCUGGCUUGGAAGGCUAUGUCAAGUCCAAGAAUCGAUGCAAGAAGGCUCGACAGUGCCCCUUUCACUCCAAGAAGGUUUGGCCCUUUGGGCCCUUCAAAGAGCUGCCAAAGCUGGAAGACCUGGAAACCAGGUUUUCUGCGGAUGCCACGGUGCCUAAAGUGAUCCACCAGGUGAUCUUGGGCGGUCUGGACUCCAAUCAUGAUCCUCAGAGAUGGCGUCAAAGCUGGUGGGAUGAUUUCUGCAAGAGUCAUCCUGGGUUUGAAUACAGGACCUGGUCCAAGGAGCAGUUGCAGGGCCGGAAGUGGUUCUGCGCCAAUUUGUACGUGGAGCCCUUCGACGACCAUGCCAUCACCUCCUUGAUGAUGGAGAUCCUCUUCGAGGAAGGCGGCUUCUACGUGCCGCUGUCGACUUUGCAUCAGCCUGGCUAUGGGGAGGAUGCCUUCUUCACUGAAGGCUUCGAAGGAAACUUUGUGGAGGGCAACGGCGGCGUGUUGGGUGCAGGGAAAGGAUCUCCAGAAUGUUUUCAGCGUCUCAUGGAGCUCUAUGAGAAGGGCGCGGUGCCUUCCAUGGCGCCUCCAGGGCCGGAAGGGCCGCGGGUGCUGCAGAUGGGCUUCAGGGAUGGCAUGGUGCUGAAAGCUCGCUAUCCGAACCGCAGCCGCUACCUGGGCGCGCAACAGGUGGUUGCCUUCACUGCUGCGGGCGAUCAACGUUUGGAGUUAGCCACCCUGGGCUUCUCUUACGAGUGUCAGGUUCCGUGCUUCUCUUGCAAGGGAGUGGACGCCAUGCGGGAAGCAGUAGGUGACAUGGGCAUUUCUUCAAAAGCACUUUUCCUGACUGAUCGGGAGUUCUUCCAGAUGGAUCGGCUGCGACAGGAGCUUCCAGGAUUCCUCGAUCAGCUAGGCGUCCAGGGCUGGGAUGCGGUGCUGCUGGGAGUGGAGUGGAACACGGGUCAAGAAGAGGUGGUGAUCUUCCCGGUGGUCCCAGGUGGCCGGCCUCAAAACUGCAAAAUCGCUGGGCUCGUGGUGAACCUGGCAGCCCCACAGAAUGGUGCUGCAUUGCGAAGGGCCUUGCAGCGAGGCAUCACAGAGGAUGGUUUCGAAUUUGCCUCGCUCUUCGAAGCGGCUGGGCAGAUCAAACUGCAAUUCCUGGCUGAGAAGUAUGCAGGCAGCAUGGAGGAGGCACGCAUUUUCCGCUCCAUGCCACUGGUGCACCGCGCCUUCAAAACUUUGGCAGAUCAUGAGCCUCCAAUGCAUUUUGAGCAGCACGAGUUGCACGGAAAUUUGAUGAAAGGCUUUCUCAAUGGCAGCUUGCGCUUCGAGAUGAUUUUGGAACCGAAUGGUGGCAUCAUGUUCCGCUGUUGGAACGAGGACAACUCCACGAACUCCGAGGUGAAGAUGAGCGACUGCAACGUCGAGUGGCUCAAGGUCUAUUUCAACCAUCAGGUUUGCAAAGAAAUCAAAAACGAAGCCCUCCCUUGAGAUCAAGGCC
Cladocopium goreaui is the source of this 2548-nucleotide messenger RNA. Lineage: Eukaryota; Dinophyceae; Suessiales; Symbiodiniaceae. The record is from the annotation of a GenBank genome assembly.